This is a messenger RNA of Plasmopara halstedii, 834 nucleotides long. RefSeq lists its product as uncharacterized. NCBI's taxonomy places the organism in Eukaryota, Oomycota, Peronosporomycetes, Peronosporales, Peronosporaceae. The transcript is spliced from 6 exons. The record is from RefSeq and is a predicted model, not a curated record. Bases 1 to 834 code for a protein of 277 amino acids.
AUGACGUAUCGAGCAGUGGCUUCGGAGCAAUUCUUUCAUCUUGAGAAACGCGUCAACUCGCCCCGCUCGCAUUGUAACUCCCCGUCCUCAAUCUCUGAUGUGGAUUUAGGCCGAGGUUCGACAAGUAAAGCGAUGCCAGUCAGUAGCAAGCCCGAUAGCACGGACGCAGUUCAAGGGGAUAAGGUUGAGUCUCAGGAUGCUCGCAAGAUCAAGAAGGUUAAGGCAGAGAAGCAACAACUUACGCCUGCUGAAGCAGAUAGUGACUAUCUGCCUACCGACAUUGACGAAGAUGAAGAGGAUAAUUUGCUUGAGUACUCCGAGUCUUCCUUAAAUCGUGAUAGGGUUGCUGAUGGAUGUUCUGCUGGAUAUGUUGCAAUGGACUCAGCUGCUAAUUUUGAAUGUGACAGUGAGUUGCCACGUAGUCAUAGCCGCCGCACGCUCUACAUCGAGUACUGGAGUCGGACAGAUGAGUGUAAGGAGCGAAAGUGGGACCAUCUAGACGAUAUUGCCGAGAAUUUUGGAUCUGCUGAGGAACACAUCUUCGCUACAACUUUAAAGGGCAUCGAGCACUGGACAUUGUGGCACAUCAAGGACCUGAAUCAUGAACUCGUGAAACAGUACGUGGAGAGCUGGAUUGAUGCCAACGCACCACAUGUAGAGCGGUGGAACUACGACGAUAAUCCUGAAAGGUCUAUCGAUAUUUUUCACGUACACGUGUACUUUCAGGUGGCGAAGGGUCGCACGGUUCUACUGGAUCGGAAGGGUGAGGCGAUGCGCUGGUCCAGCCCAAGCUCAUUAUUUAUACAGAUGAGGACAUCGUGUCGAGCUAGGUAA